CUGAUUUGGCCCAUUGUGCUUUUUGUUCUUUGCAUUAGAUCAGAGGAAGAGUUCGACGUGUAUGUGGAGAAGGUCAAGUUUCUAUUUAAUAUACCUGAAGAGGAAAUCCAAAUCGAGAGGAAGAGUGUGUCGGGUGGCAACUAUGGGGAUGUGUCAUUUGGUACGUACCGACGAAUAAAUGUGGUGAAAAAGGAUUUUCGACGUAUGGCUACGAAGACGGAAUGGAAGUACAACUACCGUGAAGCCUGCACACUUGCUGCCUGCAAUCACCAAAAUAUUGUCAAGUUCAUUGGUGCCGGUCCUGAUACGGGGAAAGCCUAUGUUCGUUAUGUUGUCAUUGAGCGGGCAACUAAUGCUUCCCUAGCAGAGCUCAUUCGUUCGGAUGUCCAGUACUCCAUUUGGCAUGUGAUGCUUUGGAACCUGCAUCUGGCGGAUGGACUAGAGUAUCUUCACUCUCGUCCUGAGCCGAUCAUCCACCGAGACCUAAAGCCAGCCAAUAUGCUUCUCUUCGACGACUGCACAAUUCUCAAGAUAAGCGACUUUGGCAGCUCCAAGAUAUUUGAGUUGGGCAAGGAGGAGCUGCAAUCGGUCAAUCAGGGCUCCCUCCUCUAUAUGGCACCGGAAGUGCAUCAGCGUCGUUUUGAUGAAAAUUAUACCCGUUAUACGGAGAAGGUGGACAUAUACAGUAUGGCGGUUUCAACCUGGGAGAUGCUGACACGAAAGCUUGAUCAAAAUGUAAAUCCUCACUCCACGAAGAUCCGUUCAUGUCCGUCCUUUCUAAGGCGUCUAAUCGCUUGUGGGAUGGCAGAGGAUCCAGAUCAACGACCAUCAGCCCCACAAUUGGUUCAAUUGCUAGAUUUCAUCAUGCGCAAAGUCUGCACCAAGAACACCCUCGAGUUAAGCAUUGACUUUGAGGGUGGUGGAAUUCCUGAUCUCUAUCAGCAGGCCCACACAUAUUCCAUCAACUCAAAUACCGACUCUGUGCCAGGAGGCAUUCAUUGGAGGAAAUCGCCCGGCGAUGGUCAGGAGUCUCCACGUUAUGCCACCCUCGAAACGCCAGAAUGCCCAACUGAUCGUUCACAAGCCGCGAUUGAAAUGUACCAGAGGCACGUUGAGCUAGCGAAGGAGUAUGUCAGGCUGAGCAAGGAGUUGAAGCGCUUAAAAAAGCUGUGGGAGGAGAAGGUAGCGCAAAUUAUAACAACGAAGAAAAUUCAAUCCUGGCAAGUUGACAGUUACAAGAAACGCAUCAAGGAGUACUGCGAACUUUAUGUCAUUAUGAUGCGCAACUUGCUCAAGCCACUCUGGUACCGUUGCAACUGUUACGAUGACUUGCGAGCUUUGCACAAGAACCGUGCCUACCUCGGCAAAGUGCUCAUUAGUAGGAAUGCCUCGCAGUGUAUUGGCGUUCAGAAAGAAAGCAAUGACCGCCACGUGAUCUCUCUUGCAGUAUUCGUCAAGGGCCAACUUGACUAG
This is a messenger RNA of Hydatigera taeniaeformis, 1473 nucleotides long. Lineage: Eukaryota; Metazoa; Platyhelminthes; Cestoda; Cyclophyllidea; Taeniidae. The record is from the annotation of a GenBank genome assembly.